AAUUCAGAUUUAAUCGGAGCUCCAAUGUAGACUCGAACACUGGGUGAAAAACCAAAAAAAAAAAAAUCUUCUAAAAGUUGAAAACUAUAAACUCAGAGAGAGAGAGAUAGCAGAAAGUAGUAGAGAGUAUAGCAAUGGCCAAUGAGGGGAAGAAAAUGGUUUGGAUUCAUUCCAACCAGAUUUCACUUCCGUCGUUUCAGUUCGUUCGACCCUCCUCCUGUUCCUCCUCAUCGAAGAGUUGUUGUUACUGUGUAGGGAUGGUGACUCCCCUUGGAUGUGCAGUGGAAACCACAUGGAAGAGGCUAAUAGAAGGGGAAUGUGGUGUAAGAGCAAUAUGUGCUGAUGAUUUGAAGAUGAAUGGUUUUGAACCAGAAGUUAAGAUGUAUACAUUUGAUCAGUUGGCAUCCAAAGUUGCUGCAGUUGUGCCCUAUGGUUCCAGCUCAGGCGAAUUCGACGAGCAGUUGUGGCUAAACUCUAAGCUGUCAACUCGAGUUUCUCUGUAAAACUCCUGUCCAGCUGCUAAAACCUCCCUGCAUUUUGGCUAACAUUGGUAUCAGAGUCAUUAUAUCCUUGACAAAAUCAACAAGAGCAAAUGAGAGUUCUUCUAGUGAAGUAAGGGAGUUGCAUGAAAUCAUGCAUAAAAUGUUAUUGGAAAUUGGUACUCCACUAAAGGAAGUAUCAAAUCUUAAAAAAUUGGACCAGGUGAUGCUAGAACGAACGGAACAAAUGACAAGCAAUAGAGUGAAUCAUAGGGAUAAAAUACCCACAGGAGAAGACAAAAUACCAGUGGGUGGAAGGCAGUCAAAGGAGCAAUCGCACAACAACUUCAUUAAUCAUAAUCCACAUUCCUCAAUGGUCGACAAUGGAGUUUUUGAAGUUUUCCGGAGAAGAUCUUAAAUCUUGGUUGUUUAGAAUCGAUCAAUUCUUCAAUAUGGAGAACAUUCCCAUGGAGGAGAAGGUUAGCAUUGCUGCUCUACAGUUAGAAGGUGAAGGUAUUUGGUGGCACUUGUCCUUUAUGAAAUACAUGCAGUAAAUUCAACCACCAACUUGGAAUGAAUAUAAUGUAGCGUUAGUGGAAAGAUUUGGGGCAGAUUCUCCAAAGAAGCUGGUUAGUUUUGAAAUCUCUAAUCUUUCUCAUUUCUACCCACAGGAAACUUCCAGUAAGAAGACAUCAUAUAUUUUGCAAGGUUCCCGAUGAAAUGCCUAAAAGAGAUUUGGAUGUAGAUUCUCUGUAUAGUGGCACCACUGAAAGAAACAAUAAAACUGAAGCUUUUGAAGACUUGUUUUUUGAUGCAUUCUUUUUAUAGAUAAUGAGAGUGAUGUCGAGGCUUUUGAAAAUAUGCAUCUUGGUUGGAUUUUCUUGAAUGAUGAGAGUGAUAUGGAUACAAAAUCCUUAGAUAGUGAUGGGAAAGAAGUGCUCUCAUGGCAAGCUUGUUUUGAUUUAAUUGUUUUCAAGAUCAUGACUUCUUGCGAUUUAUGGUUUGACUUUGAGAGUGAUAUGAAAACUUUGGCCAAAAUUUGGCCAUGGGAAGAGAUUGAGAAAUCAGUUGUCCUACUAACAGAGGAAGGAACAGAAGUGUGGGUUUAGAUCAGCAUGGAUUUAUUGAUGGAUUGCCUAAAUCACAUGGUCCUGAAGUAAUCUUCGUAGUGGUUGAUAGACCAAGUAUAUGGCCAUUUUAUUCCUCUAAAGUAUCCUUAUACUACUUAGUCAGUGGCUGAAGUCUUCAUGGACUUUAUAGUAAGGUUACAUGGUCUACUCGAUAGUAUUACAAGUGAUAGAUAUGUUGUGUUGUUCCUCAGUAUUUUUUGGCAACAAUUGUUUUCCCUUCAAGGUGUUCAGCUGAACAUGUCAUCAGCCUAUCACCCCCAGAGUGAUGGCCAAACUGAAGUCCUCAAUAGGUGCUUAGAAACCAAUUUGAGAUGUUUUUGUGCUGAGGAUGAUUGUUUGUGUAUGGCUGAAUAUUGGUAUAAUUCUUGCUAUCAUUCUGCUAUUGAUACUACACCUUAUGAGGCCCUUUUCUCAAUAGAAGGUUGAAGUUGAAACUGUUGAGACAUCAUCUGAUGAGAGCACAACUGAGAAUAAAACAGCGGGCUGACUAUCAUAGAAGUGACAUGAGUUUUUAAUGUACCUCUCAUACAAUAUAAUUUGGAUUCUUUUUUUUGUGUCCAAGCAUCCACAUGUAAUGUUUUUUUUCUCUGUAGUAUACAUGAUAUUGAGAAUCGAAUCAAAGAAA
Molecule: messenger RNA, 2234 nt
Organism: Solanum tuberosum (potato)
Lineage: Eukaryota; Viridiplantae; Streptophyta; Magnoliopsida; Solanales; Solanaceae
Product: 3-oxoacyl-[acyl-carrier-protein] synthase, mitochondrial-like
Exons: 3
Coding region: 135-503 (122 amino acids)
Molecular function (GO): acyltransferase activity
Source: RefSeq, a predicted model, not a curated record